Messenger RNA from Prorocentrum cordatum, 729 nucleotides. NCBI's taxonomy places the organism in Eukaryota, Dinophyceae, Prorocentrales, Prorocentraceae. The record is from the annotation of a GenBank genome assembly.
UGUACCCUCUGUGUGCAAGCCUCGAGUUGAACAAAGUGUUGUGUUUGGAAGCUUUACGAGAGACUGCAGACCGAGAACGCCCAGCUCAGCAAGAAGGUGGGGCUUUGCAAGGACGACAACGCACAGGCGAUGGAGGUGGAUUCUGGUCCCCCUGCUGCUGCUUCUGGCGCUGGCGUCUCUACUGAGGACAAGCAGGCCCAGCGGCCUGCUGAGAUCAAGGAUCUUGAGGCGAACCUCAAGGCCAUCAAGGCGCUCGAGUCUGCCUGGGCUGCUGAGCAUAAGAUUGGGCUCAUGGCCAAGCUGGAGAAGCUACGCCUUGAAGUUCAUGAUGCUAAAGUAUUGCAUGCUCCAGCUCAUGUUUUGGAUAAUCGAGUACGGGCGCAGCAGAUCAAGACGACGUUGCAGGCGAAGCUCGCGGAGGCCGAAGAGAUGGUCGACAAAGCGAAGGUUGCAUAGGAUGAAGCACAACGGGCGUGUGACGAGGCCAACGCACACUGUUGGAUUCGGAGACGCAGUUGAGCAGGCUACAGAAGCAACUUCCGCAGCCAGUUGAAGCAGGUGAUCAACAUGCUGAGGCAUCGGUGCUGGGGAUAUCAAUUGAAAAGCUGGGUGAAUUGGUGUCCAGAGCUGCGGAGGGACAGUAUUGCUCGCAGACGGCCCUGGACAACAUUUCGAGUGGGAUUGGGCCCGCGCUGCGGGAGCUGGUGGCGACGUCGCCAGCAAGGCCCA